AUGUCUGCAUCCUACACUUUUUUGCAACCGGUAGUAAUACCGGCAGGCUGCCGCUCAGCCAGGACCAGAUGCCCGGGCUACCACUCCCGAAGAACCUUACGCAAUGAAGACCUAGCAAUAGCCUCUCGCAAGGAUGGCGCUACAUCAAAGUUCCUGAUGAUCUGGGGCGACCCGUCCAGUAGGCCUUCAGGCAAAACCGAACUCACCCUAAUCAAUGCCGACUUUAGCAGCGUUCAGUACUAUAGAAUAGCAGGCGCAUAUCUGCCAAAUGUCAACCAUGCGCCCCCCGAGUUUGCCGCUCACAUGAAGCAUGAAGUUCCUAGUCCUUAUGCGCACUCACCGGGGGAGACAAUGAUCAGUGAGCCUGACAUCAUGCAAGGCGAAGGCACCUACGCCUCCAGCGGCGAUUUCAUAGUAGUUCCCGAACCAGGAGGCUAG
Messenger RNA from Dichomitus squalens LYAD-421 SS1, 438 nucleotides. RefSeq lists its product as uncharacterized. The coding region runs from base 1 to 438 and encodes 145 amino acids. The record is from RefSeq and is a predicted model, not a curated record. NCBI's taxonomy places the organism in Eukaryota, Fungi, Basidiomycota, Agaricomycetes, Polyporales, Polyporaceae. The transcript has 4 exons.